AUGUUUGACCGAGAGUGCUUGUGCGCAUCGUUUCAGCGGGCGAAGAAAAAAAACGGCUGUGGCACUUGGUCCACGCCCCAAACUUCCUGCCUGGUCUAUCAGGCUGCAGGGCUCUUCACCAAGCGUUUCGACUCGCCCACCCAUCUCCGCCUCCGCCCGCCGCCCGACGCUGCCAUACAACCUCCUCAACCCUUGGCCGUCGCGACCAUCACGCCCUUUCGUCACGACGCCACGACGCCCCCGCGAACCUCAAGUAUACUCCCCCCCCGGUCGAAAGCGAACCCCGUACCAGCCGUCUUGUUUUCCUCGUUGCUGCGUUUCGUCUUCGUCGCUCGCCCACGUCAACGAGACGAAGCCGCUUACGACAAAACCCGCGACACCAUUCGACGCCCUUUCUGGUGCCAAAGUCCCAUCGACUCUUUGGCCAGACAAAGCGCCCCGUGCGGUCCAUCGCCGGCGUAUUCCCUCACGGUUAUACGCAAUUUUUUUUCCAAUCUUCAAAGGCGGCUCCGACCUAUUGACGGAAACCCUCUGCAGUCCACGCACCCCGACUCCAUGGCCGCCGCCAACGCGGCUCCCACGGGCCCGACAACCCUUCCUACGCCCGCGCACAGCGUCACCGGUAGCAUCUCCCACCAGUCCGACGCGGCUAUGGCCGACGAGUUCCCCCACAAGCGGAAACGUCCGCUCGAUGAUGUCGGUGAACGUGACCACAAGAAGGUCCAAUACGACCACAGGCUCGGCAUCGAGGAUCUGCAUCUCGAUGUUGGGCCCAAGUACAUGCUCCUCCAAAAAACUUAUGAAGACCAGUUCCCGCUCCUGACAGGGGAUCUGUACGAGCAGUUUGACUUGGCAGACCUGGCGGCAGAAGUGGCGCGUGAAAAGCCCAACGGUGAGAAGAAUGCCCUCCGCAAGACGUACAAGGGACACAUCAAGCGUCUCGGUGUCGCCGGGCACUUUGACGUGCAGAAGAAGAAGGAGGACGCGCCCUCGGAUUUCAUGGCCAUGUUGCAGGUGCCCGAUCUGGAGUGGAAUGUGCACCAGGUCAAGGGCCGUGAGAUUGGCGACGGCCUGUCCGAGGCCACGUUAAAUGGCUUGGCCCGCGCCAUGACGAUGUCCAAGGGCCCCAUUCCCCGGUCUGUCUGGGACACGUCUGUCCUCGGUGAUAUGGCCCCCCACAACGGCAACAUCAACACUACCAACGGAGAGUCGAGCAAGGCCGCCGGCCCCGCGACCGCCCGGGCGACGGCGCCAAACACACCCGCCGCCACCACGCCGUCAGCGACGAUGGCGACGGCGGCGGACCGCCCCCGGGGCAGCCUCCCGCCCGGUGCGGAUCCGCUGCGGCCGCGCCGAAACAUCAAAAAGCGGACGUAUGGCGACAGCAGCUACGAGGGCUACGGUGAGGGCUUCCCCGAUGACGACGCCGGCGCGGACACGGGCUACUCGACGGGCGAGGGCGAAGGCGGCCAGAAGCGCAGGAAAAAGGUGAAGACUGUCACUACGGCCACGGAAGGCGCGUCGUUUACUAACGGGAUGCAGCAGAACUCGGGGACCACCCCGCCCUUCCCCCCGGUACGGCAGCACAGCUACGGUCCCGGCAUGGUCGGCGCAUAG
Molecule: messenger RNA, 1617 nt
Organism: Cordyceps militaris CM01
Lineage: Eukaryota; Fungi; Ascomycota; Sordariomycetes; Hypocreales; Cordycipitaceae
Exons: 4
Coding region: 1-1617 (538 amino acids)
Biological process (GO): regulation of transcription by RNA polymerase II
Cellular component (GO): mediator complex
Molecular function (GO): transcription coregulator activity
Source: RefSeq, a predicted model, not a curated record